GCGGCCCCUGCGUUCUGACGCGCGACAGAGGCAAAACGAACCCUGCCUUUUUCUGGAAGCCCAUUUUUUUAAGUCCGCUCUCUUCCGUGCUGGAAAUGGCGCGAGGCCUGAUAUGGGCAACGGCCGAGGAUAUGGCGAGGAACCGAGGACGGGUUCUGUCACUCUACAGGCAGCUCUUGCGGAGCCUCAACUCCCCCGAACUCCCUCUAAACCUAGCCGCACGUUUGGCGAAGAAAGCGGAGGUCCGUACCAUCUUCAUGCUCGGGUCCGAUGAACGAUCUCUCCACAACAUCGCCGAUCUAAUCGACGCCGCGGAGUACUCUCUCUCCCUUCUAAGGAAAGGCGAAAUUCCCAAAUACAUACAGUGAGAUUCUUCUCCCUCCUUCGAUAAUCAGCUAUCAGAUCAGUUUUUUGUGCUGCAUUGAAAGGGCCUACUGAAGCUAAGCUAACAGUCAGGUACGAGAAACUCCCUAUCAACUUACUAGUAACUCGAGGACAAGAAAGGCAACUAUCUGAUGAAAUGAGAGGUGAUCAUUUUGGUAUUGCCAAUCUUCAAUUUUUUACUAAAAAGUUUGACUGUUAUCAUUCCAAAUGCCUGUAAUCUAGCUGCUUCCAUAUCAAACUGGGAGAUGUUAUCUAGUAAACUAGUAUUAUGUUUUUCA
Messenger RNA from Magnolia sinica, 662 nucleotides. RefSeq lists its product as uncharacterized. NCBI's taxonomy places the organism in Eukaryota, Viridiplantae, Streptophyta, Magnoliopsida, Magnoliales, Magnoliaceae. The record is from RefSeq and is a predicted model, not a curated record. The transcript has 2 exons. The coding region runs from base 96 to 368 and encodes 90 amino acids.